Lasiodiplodia theobromae is the source of this 1053-nucleotide messenger RNA. RefSeq names its product Heterokaryon incompatibility protein. Lineage: Eukaryota; Fungi; Ascomycota; Dothideomycetes; Botryosphaeriales; Botryosphaeriaceae. The record is from RefSeq and is a predicted model, not a curated record. Bases 1 to 1053 code for a protein of 350 amino acids. The transcript is spliced from 2 exons.
AUGGACUCAAAAAAUCGCGAUACCACAGCUCUCAUCGCUCGCCGCUGCAAACCGAUAUUGUCGGAGCUGAAGAUAUGCUGUCAGGAUCACGGCAAGAGCUGCAAUGGGGACGUCCUCGGCCUUGGAGAAGACGAUGUUGAGAUCAACCUCAUCGAUGUCCGAAGGAUGUGUUUGGUUCAACGGAACUCAGCAACAUGUGGUUAUUUCACACUCAGCUAUGUUUGGGGAGGCGUCGAACAGCACUGCCUUUCGAAAUCCAAUCUCGACUUCCUCCGCCAGGAAGGGUCAUUCAACGCCAUCAUGCAAAAUAUUCCACAAGUUGCUCGAGACGCCAUUCAAUUGGUCCGAGGUCUCAAGGGAUACUACCUAUGGAUCGAUUCUCUUUGUAUUGUCCAAGAUGACGCAGAGCAGAAGCACCAUCAGAUCGCACACAUGGCACAGAUCUAUUCCCGGUCAUUCUUAACCAUCGUGGCGGCCGAGGCACUGAACGCUAACAGCGGUCUUCCCUGUGCCCACUACACCGAUUUGACCCUCUCGGAAACGUAUCCAGGAAUGGAGGCUCCAGUGGACGACAACGAUCUGGAGCAAGUUCUGCGCUCCUCCAAGUUCGGAAGCCGUGCAUGGACCUACCAGGAAAUACUACUUUCCCGGACCAAGGUCAAUCUUCAAUUCUAUGCCUUGGCAACACCAGUCGGCUUCUUAGAGAAAGGCACCAACCAGACACAGAAUGAUAGUCUUAUAUGGCUGUCAAUGGAUGGCUCUACCUGCGAGAAGAUCACAGUCUCAGACCAUCAGCAAAAGGCAAUGGGAACGCUGGACAGCUUUGACCUCGAAGACCUGGGGGACUUCACUCUAAUCGAAAAGCACUUCGAUAUCAUAGCGCUUUCCGUCUGCUACCUGGGCCACAACGAUUGCCUUCUGGAAGACAUCCUGGUAGAUGUUAUGUUGAUUCAGUGGUUUGGAGAAAAUGCGGAGAGGGUUGCUAUUGGGCAAGUCAAUGCCCAAGCAUGGGAGAGAUGUCAUCGGAGUGCAAAAUGGAUCAAACUGGAAUGA